CAGCCAUGCGGCGGCAUCUGUUUGUGGCGAACGCAGUGCUGCAGCGUGAAUGUGCUCGCGCAUAUGACACGUGUCGUGCAGCUGUGAGUUGUAGAACAAUAAGACAUCGAGGCCCCGUAGCCCUGAAAGCCGCUGGGCAGCAGGUGUCGGCUUCCUUGGACGCCUCCUGCCCUUAUUGGCAAGAAUUUUUGAUAUUUGCUACAUACGACGCAGUAGCGCCGAUUGCCGCGUCGAAUUAUUCAGUGUUCGUUCUCGCGAGCUCUGUGUGUGUGCCCCUGCGAAGCUCGCCAGUUGGGAGUUCACGGCGAGAGUGCUGCGCGUGUGGGUUUUUAGAGCGAGAACGAAAGACGACGACUCCGCAUUCUAUGUGCGCGCGGCAGCGUGUGAUUGUGUUUCUGGUGAUACGCCGUAGGUCCGCAAAGCUUACGAGGAGCUCAUGUGUGGCAUUUACCGCUAUCUGAACUAGCCGCUGGAGCUAUAAGGAAAAGGAGACGCCAGCGUUCUGGUUUUGUUUUCUGAUUAUGAUGUCGGGUUCCGGAAGCCGCAUCGACUGAUUCUACGGGAAGGUGCCCCAGGACCAACGUCAAGGCCGGCAGCGUAAGCCACCGAGAAAGAUGAAGUUCCUCCUGCGACCCACAAUGAACCGAUGAAAAAGAAAAGCAUUGCGAAGGAAUCAGCAUCAACGUCAACAGUGGGACGAGAACGAGAACGGAGCUUUGCGCCGAGGUUCGCUGAAAUCCUCAUCGAGCGGCUUCGCCAGACAGGGCAAGUGUUUCCUUCUUGUUGUGCCACUUCCCCACUGACUUACGUGAAUCUCACCUGAACACCGGCAGUGAUACAAGCCCGGUACCGAACCCUGUGUUUGCCUUCGCGCUACGCCGCAUCGACAGAGGCCGAAGACUUUUUUUUUGUUAUUAGCACGACAUGUACGCUGAACGUGGAGUACCUUUGACGCGUCGUAACUUGUGUAAUUAGCCACUGCGCCCGUAACCGACUCACUGCCUGUGUGGCCCCGACUUUCUCGGCUUGUGCUGAUUGACAAAAGCCAUGAGUGACCGCAGACGCGACAGCCGAACCAAGCCUUCCUUCGAACCGCGUCCUACACGCCACCCGCCGUCCGGUAUGCCAGGGUUCAAGCCUUCGCCGUCGCUGUUAGAAUCUACUCCCCAUCUGUCGAGAGCGCUGCUUGACCGUCAACGGCGGAGAGAGUUCGGAGAUGACUGGCCCAUGGAGCACAGAAGGCGACCCCCGGGGUUCGGAGAUGAGGGGCCCAUGGAGCACCGAAGGCGACCCCCGGGGUUCGGAGAUGAGGGGCCCAUGGAACACAGAAGGCGAGCACCGGAAUACGACGACGAACGAUUUGCCGGUUCGGCUUCCGUACCUCCAAUUCACUUCGACGGUCGUUUGCGGGACGACAGCAGGGACGACAGAGGACACCGAGGAAGGCGCCUGCCCGAAGAGCACGACGAGCUGUCUCUGGCAUCGUACGAUUACCGCAGCCCCGGUAGUGGCGACCCGCGCGGGCCUCCCGGACCACCGGAGAGACUUCGUCGUCCCCAGAGUACCCCGCGGUACGGCGGGGAUCGUGACCGGUACUUUGGAUCUCCGGACCGCGGGAGACAUUCCAUCGGGUAUCCAGGACGUCACGGCGGUGAGCGCGAGCGAUUCGACGUUUUAGGGGACCGCGAGGAACGAGGCCCCGAACACUACCGCCUUCGUGGUGACUCGCAGCGCUUAGGCGAUGAAAGGAACCUUGAACACCGAUCUGGUCGCAUGCAGGAGUGGCCCGAUGACGGCCCUGAGUGGGCGCGCUCUGGUCCUCCCUACGGCGACGAACGAGCUCGUGCUGGAGGCGUGGGCCAGCGGCCUUUUGUUCCAGAGUAUUCUAGCAGUUUUAAUGACGAAAGACCACCUUUAAUGCCUUGCCAGGAAAGCCGGCGAAGUGCCUCAGUGCCGACUCGGCGCCACGACUGGGGUCCAGAAGACUUUGACAGACCACCGCGUGACCACGGAGCGUUGGGCUGGGAAGAGGAAUUCGGUUCCUUCCCUCACCGUUCAGGACCAGCUGAGUUCGGUGAGAUGGAAAGGGGGCCCUUCUCAUCCAGAGACCAUCCCGGUGGCAAUUUUGGGGAUCCUGGUACAUCCGGCUACAACGAAAGGCCUCCAAGGAGUUCCAGUCGAGACCGCGGGUACCCCUGCCCACGGGAAUUCCAAGAGCGCGGUCGAGAAGUGCCGGGCUUCGCACCUUACGAGGAACAUUUGCACAGUUCACCGGGUCGAGGACGUCGUCCUUUCAGUGAUGGUCGCUCUGAAGGGCCGGGCCCGGUCAGAUUUGCUUCCACCUAUCAACAAGCAAUGCCCGGUCCAAUGGGCCGGAAAGAGUACUGUCCACCUGAAGGCGUUCGAGAUGUCCGUUUGAUGCACGAUAACGCGGCUUCAGAUAAACGACCAAUGAUGCCAGUAAAAGAUGAAAUGCGUCCCGCAGUACCGAUCCAUCCGAAAAAUACUGUAAUGGAGCAAGCUGCUAAAGCAGGCUACAAAGAAAUGGCCGCUAACCCUGAAAACCCGUGGCCAAAUAUUCCAGCCGCCAGUUACAGAGGCCAGAUGCUUGGUUCCGGCUACAAAGGACCAUCACUCAGCAAGGAAGGACCACUUGGGGAGCCAGCAAAAGCUCUGGGCGGUGUUCCAGACCGUUUAGACGCUCCUGUUCCCCCACCGCAGCUGCCUAGGCCAGCGAUUCCUGGGCGACCCAUGUCUAGCGUAGAUAUCUCGCAGCAGAAUCAGCGGGGGCCACUGGCUUCACAGUGCCAGACGGCACCAGGUGCCAGAGGGCCAGAACAGCGCUCGUUGCUUGCUGACAAACUUCGAAGUGAAAGUGCGCCUCCUCUUCCUGCUACAGCCGACCGACAGCGCCAGAGUGCUCCGCUUGCUCCUCCUGUAAGCAGCGUCUCACAGACACCACAAAGUGUACGCCUUCCACCUGCUACAGGCGAACAGCGUCAGCUCCCUCCGGUGGCGCCAUCUGUUACCAGCGUUUCACAAACACCACAAAGUGCGCACAUUCCGUCCGCUACAACCGACCAACAGCGUCAGCGCCCUCCAGUCGCUCCAGGUGCAACCACCCUCUCGCAGAAACCACAGAGUGCGCACCUUCCACCUCCUACAGCCGAACAGCGCCAACACCCUCCGGUGGCUUCAUGUGCAAUGACCGUCUCGCAGACACCACAAAGUGCGCGCCUUGCACCUCCUACAGCCGAUCAGCGUCAGCGCCCUCCACUUGCUCCGUGUGCAACUAGCGUCCCAGAAACUCUCCAAGCUGCACGCCUUCCAACUGUUACAUCCGAACAGCGUCAGCACCCUCCGGUUGCUUCAAUUGUAAGGAGCGUCUCACAAAUGCCACCAUGUGAGCAGCCCUCACCUGCUACAGCCGAUCAACAGCAGCAGCGACCUCCGGUUGCGCUAUGUGUAAACAGCGUCCCACCAACGCCACUUGAACCUGCGGUUCAAAAGCCUCCUUCGACUGUUGAAAGCAAGGAUGAUCCGCCUGUUGCAUCGAUGCCAUUGCGUAGUCCUGUAGAGGAGCGACCAGGCAGUAUGGAAGACCGCAAACUACAGCGCCCUAUCAGCUUUCCGCUUCCGAAGGGCAAGUUGGAACAAUUGGCCUCCCAGGUACUGCGUCCCAAUUCUUUAGACAAAGGAACGCGUGCUCCGACCAUAGGCCAACCUCAUGGCCAGGUCAAUGUCCAAAGCGGUAACGAGAAACACUUUUUUACUUCAGACGUACAACAGCGUCCAGUACUUUCGCAAGGGUCUUGCGGGACCACUCAAUAUAAGGCACCCGGUACUUCGCUCGCACCUCUCCAGCCUGCGUGCACGUUGCCUGUGGUUUCAGUUCAGCAAGCACUUCCGCCGCCUCCUCGGCCUCCGUCGUUCACUUGCCAAUCGUUCCGCCCAACUCGCCAGGUAGCACCGUCUUCCACUAGCAACCCAACACAGUGCAACGUAAGCGUGCCCAAUACUCCCGAACUACGGCCUCCGAUGACUACUGCGUACCCGCAGCAGGUUUGUCCACUCACUGGCAUGCCGAUUCAUUUCGGGGAAGAACGCUACAUGACACCUCCUCAACAAGCGGGAUCCGUCCCCGGGACUGCCAGCCUUUAUGACUUUCAACAAAAGCAGGCUACUACUGCAGAUCCGAAGCCGGAGCUUCCAGUGCCUUCGCCGUUUUUCAACACAGCAGGAGGCCAACUCUCGGCGGGUGGAGCAUUAACAAGGCCGCCUCUUCCAACUCCAAGCUACUUCACUGGACGUCAAUGUCCAAGUGGUGCAACAAAUGUUCAACCACCAACAGCUAGCCCACUGUCUCUCCACAACCAACAACUUCCCACUUCUUCAGCAAGUCAGAAGCCGACCCGUGCUCCUACUUUCAGUCAAGAAAAAAUAGCAGAGGAAAGAGUGCCUCCUAAGAUAGAAGGGCAAUCGGACGCGAAAUGUGGACAAAUGCUGGCGCCGGGCCUAAAGCAAAAAGAACCUGAAGGAAGUGGUGUGCACAACACAAAAGUGGCAGUAUACAAAUCAGCUCCUAAAUUAUCCGCAGCGGACGGCGAGCAUCCCAACUCUGAUGUUGAAAUGAUAGAAGCUUACGUAGACGAUACCAGGACCUGUGCAAAAGACGAAGCAAGAGCCACGGUUGGAGGCGCAGCGCAGCCGGUUCAAACACUCAGAGUUGGCCGAGGUGUUACGAAAAGUGACACAGCUGACGGAGCUCGACUUAGUGACCCCGCCAUUCAGAGUAAGAACCAGGAUGCUGACACAGAAAAGCAGCAACCAGAACCACAAAAUCAACAAAGUACAUCGAGGGCUGAUGAAACUAGGGAUCCUAAAGGCGGGCAAAGCAACUCUGAGGAGGUGCCAGAAAAGCAGGUAUCAUUGUUGAAGCUUGUAGAAUCUCCCACCGAUAACCAAAGCUUGGCUGUGAAGAAACAAGAAACUUCAGUGAAAGACCGGGAUGCUGAACUGAAAGACUCUGGAAAUCAUUUACAAAAUCGGGAGCCCUUGGCAAAACAACAGAACGCAAACGUCUUGAACGAAGAUUUGGUCAUGGCGGAAAGCGAGGUUCUUUAUGGGCCACGGCCACCGACUACCAUAGAGAGCGAUAAAUGUAAGAAUACAUUGAUUACUGACAACAUCAGCAAUCCAAGCGACAUGAAAUCAAGUUCAGGCAAACGACCUGCCUUAAACGAUCACGAGGUGUCGUCCUCUACUCCCGAAUGCGCAGUUGCAAGCUCUUCUACACAAAGUAAGGAUCAAGAGACAGGUCAAAGUGGAGCUCCAAACGCCAGUGCUGGGCAGAAAACGGAGGUUCAACACACGCGUCAAGACAACUCGAAGCCCACCGAAAAGACGGAGACUGCUCCCGUCAGCAAAAAGAACGAGGAAAGUUCGGACUGCGAAAAGUCGGGACACUCUUCCGAGAGGAGUUCUAGGGCAACUGAAGACUCGCACAGACCGCGUUCCUCGAAAAGACGCCGCCGCACCUACAGCAGCUCCGACGAUAAGUACGACGAGGACGAAUCCGACGUCGAGAACACCAACGACGGCGUUUGCCUGUCUGGGCGUGGCAACGAGGGUCAGGUCUUCGGCAUUCCGGUAGUAUUCAAGGCCAUCAGCACGACCCGCACCUUCUGGAACAUUCGCGGAGGGCAGGUAGCCCGCGAGCUUGAAGAGGUCAUCGGCGACAACGUCGUCAAUCAGAAGAUCAACCGCGCGGGAUUCCUCUGCGUCAACGUGGCCACCGCCGCGGACGCCGUCAAGCUGCUAAACCUGAAGAAGCUUGGCGGAGCCGACGUGGAGUCAGUCAUACCCAGCAUGUACCUGCGGCACGAGGCCAAGAUCCGUGGCGUCCCUUACCACUACACCAACGAGAAGCUCGCCGAGGUCUUUGCGAACGUGGGCGUCUUGAGCGCAAGGCGCCAGCUCACGGUCAAGCGGCUGCACGACGGCACUUACGAGGAAUUCCCGCGCAGCAGCGUCGUGCUGACUUUCAAACCAGACGCCACGCUUCCCAAGACGCUCGAGCUGGAGAACGAGAAGUUCAUCGUAGAGGAGUACAUAGAAGCCCCGCUGCAGUGUUUCAAGUGUCUGCGGUUUGGCCACACUUCGCGUGCUUGCGUGUCCGUGGGCCGCUGCAAGAACUGUGGCGCUCGGUACUGCGAUGAGGAAUGCGAGCGAAGGACGCCGAUGUGUGCCAACUGCUUCGGCCCCCACCAGGCGACGUACGUAGGCUGCCCUCGGAGAAGGGAGGUUGCGUUCGCCAGCUUGUGGAAGAGGACCUUCGACUUGAACGCCCUCUGAACUGUUUGAUGUACAGAUCUGAGAUGACCUGACACAAGCUGCACUGUCCACCGUGAAAGGCUCAAUCUUUUUGCAAAUCGCGAUGUGGUCACGGAAGUAUUCCAGCUCGGACAACACCUGGAAUGGUUGAAAGCGUGCGUGUGCCCGUUAGUCAACAUCAGACCGCGGUUUUCUUCAAGAACUUUGGUUAUGCGCUUCGUCGACACAGAAUGAAACAGUUAUGAGAAAGGGCCUUAGGCCCACACGAUCGUCUAACAUUUUUUGCCCUGUGAAACACCGUGAAUCCUGUUCUUAAAGUGAGAUUUCUUGAACUACGUACGCCGUGACGCUUGUAACAGUACUGUCAGUGGCCACGAAGUGUUUUCUAUUUUGUUUUCAUAGCUCCAUAUCUUCAAGUUUUUUUUUCACCCUCUAUUUUACUUCCGGUUAAGCUUUCCGAGAAAUAAAAGCAUAUUUUCUUUUAUUUGAA
Molecule: messenger RNA, 6823 nt
Organism: Dermacentor andersoni
Lineage: Eukaryota; Metazoa; Arthropoda; Arachnida; Ixodida; Ixodidae
Source: RefSeq, a predicted model, not a curated record